This is a messenger RNA of Fraxinus pennsylvanica, 558 nucleotides long. The record is from the annotation of a GenBank genome assembly. Lineage: Eukaryota; Viridiplantae; Streptophyta; Magnoliopsida; Lamiales; Oleaceae.
AUGCUUUGUAUUUGCGUGUACGAGGUAUUUGAUCAACUAGUUUUAGCUUCGAGAUUAAUGGACUUUCUAUUUGAUUGGAUCGAAAGGCUUUUAGAAGUGCAAGAGGCCUGGACCCUUUUGGAAGAAGAGGAGGAGGAGAGAAGAAGAUUUGGGGAUUUUUUUGGUGGGGGAUUGUGGUGUGGUGGAGAUGGAUAUGGAGAUGGCUUGAGAAUAAUUAGAGGAAGACUCCGGAGAAAACGUGUCGUUGCUGCCAUGGCUUACGUCGAAAGAGGUGUUGUCAAAUCUAAGAGAUCAAUAUGGCGAUUACGGACAAUAACGGAUUUCUUCUGGGCCAUUGUUAACUUCAUUGGCGUGUUCUUCACAACAAUGUUUUCAAUGGAAAAAUCUGAUGCUUACAGGAAAGUAUCAGGCACCAGCAAGAAAUGGGAUGGUGGUGGCCCAGGAGGUCCUGGAGGCGGUCCAUACGGUAGUGGUCCACGUGGGCCACCCCGUGGAAUAGACAAUGUUAGUGGGAUUGACCACAAUUCUCUUCCUGCCUGUGGCUCUUGUUGUGGAUGA